ACGUGGGAUCCUCCCGGACCGGGGCUCGAACCCGCGUCCCCUGCAUCGGCAGGCGGACUCUCAACCACCGCGCCACCAGGGAAGCCCCGACUAGUGUCUUUUAAGACGCUAACUUGUGUUGUCACUAUCUGAAAAGAAAUGUGGAAGGGCAAAGACAAUUCAGGUUGAGAGUUAAAUUAAGGCAUAAAGCGGGAUUUCGAAGCGAUGCCAUGCAUUUUAAUUUUGUUUUUGGUUUAAUUGGGUCUCCUGUAUCCUCCGAAUGGAGUGGAUGGUUUGAAGAAACCUUGAUAAUCAAGGAAAUAAUCCUGUAUGCUGAAUGUCCAGCUGCACUUAUCUAGACCAAACAGGCACUAAAAGUACAGAGAGUUUUGUUUUCCACUGAUGGAUCUCAGAAUCUGAGAAUAGUACCUGCAAUAAACUCACGGUCACCGCUGCAGGAAUCCAGAUGCAGGCCAAGUACAGCAGCACGAGGGACAUGCUGGACGCUGAUGGGGACACCACGAUGAGCCUGCAUUCUCGAGCCUCUACUGCAACCCAGCGGCCAGAGCCUGGCCACACAGAGCCCCGGCGUCCCUCUUCUGCUUGGCGUCCAGUGGCCCUGAUCCUGCUGACUCUGUGUUUGGUGCUGGUGAUUAGCCUGGCAGCUCUGGGGCUUGUGUUUUUUCAGUUCUACCAGCUCUCCAACACUCAGCAAGAAAACAUUUCUCAAAAGGAAGAAAGGCUGGGGAAUCUCUCCCGACAGCUGCAAUCUCUCCAGACUCAGAAAAGGAAGCUUGCAGAGACUCUGCAUCACGUGGCUGAAAAACUCUGCCGUGAGCUCUAUAACAAAACAGGAGAACACAGAUGCAGCCCUUGCCCAGAAAAAUGGAAGUGGCAUGGGGACAAAUGCUACAAGUUCUAUGAAGAAAGCAAGAGUUGGCAGGGCUGUGAAUAUUUCUGCAUUGCUGAGAGCUCGACCAUGCUGAAGAUUAAUGCACGGGAAGUACUGGAGUUUGCCAUGCCUCAGAGCUACUCUGAGUUUUUCUACUCUUAUUGGACAGGGCUAUCCCGCAACGGCAAUGGCAAGGCCUGGCUGUGGAUGGACGGAGCCCCUUACUCCCAUGAACUGUUUGAGAUUAUAAUAGAUUUCACCAGCCUAAGAAGUAGGGACUGUGUGACCAUCCUCAAUGGAAAGGCUUUCUCCAAGGACUGCAGGGAGUUGAGGCGAUGCGCAUGUGAAAGAGCUGCAGCCACGGUGAAGCUGCAGAGGCUCCAUGAGCCCCUCUGAGCCGGACAUGGAGGCCAAUGGUUCUCCAGCUACAACUGCAACUGCAGGCUCCCUUCAGAGAAGUGGAAGAUUUCUGCUCUGCAGAACAAAAGUCAAGUUCUUUAUGUGCGCCUGGCCUAGUGUGGUUUCUGUUCCUUUUCCUUCCAUUUAAUCCCUGUUUAUACCUUCCAGGUACUGAAGAUUUGAUAAUAAUAAAUGUAAAUAAUGGAAAGUG
Molecule: messenger RNA, 1481 nt
Organism: Delphinapterus leucas (beluga whale)
Lineage: Eukaryota; Metazoa; Chordata; Mammalia; Artiodactyla; Monodontidae
Source: RefSeq, a predicted model, not a curated record